UUUGUUUGUUUAGAAUGGGAUGUGCAUGGAUAGUGUGAUAUCAGUUCCAACGGAUAAAACGAUGAGCUGAAUACCAUGACCAAAGUAAUCGGCUGUAAAUCACUAUCAUGGAAACCAUGUCGUUGCUGUUACUUUGCUUUAUUGUUGGAGUUAAAAGCGUACCGAUUGAUUUCGGUAACCAACGCAUCAUGGGCGGUAUCCAAGCCAGUUCUGGUGAAUUUCCGUACGUCGUUUCCGUCACGUAUAAUGACCAACAUCAUUGCGGAGGAUUUAUUUACAACCUCCAGUGGGUCAUAACGGCUGCAUCUUGCGCUUAUGGGAAGUACCCAAGCGAGCUUAAGGUGACCGUCGGACAGCUGUCAUUGAAUAAUGUUGAUCCUGGGGAAGAAAUAAUAUUUGUGUUUUCUAUCCGAACUCACCACGCCUACGAUCCCGUGACGAAAUCGAACGAUAUCGCGAUGCUAGAGCUAGCGACACCGAUUACGAUUGGACCUAACGUGAACUGGGUUAUGUAUGAUGAAAUCGACGAAUCUGUCCCAUAUGGAACAUUCGUAGGAUGGGGUGCUACUCAGAACGAAGGGCUACCUUCACUGAAGUUACGCAAAGCGAAUCUGGCCAUUUCGACUAAUUGCCCGACUUAUUAUCCAAGCAACGACUUCAACUAUAAUACCAUGAUAUGCGCUGGCGAUGCGAAUAUUGGACCUUGUGCAUACGACGAAGGGUCGCCUUUGGUUCAGAAAAUCUCCAACCAGGACGUUGUGGUUGGCAUUAUGUCGAAGAACCAAGGAUGUGGUCCAAAUUUCCCUCCUUCUGUUUUUACGCGCUUAUCUGUUUUUUAUUCUUGGAUUCAAAAUCAGGCCGGUGUACAACCAACUCGCCCCACAACAACAGCUACCGUGCCUACAACAAUAACGGCUCCAACAGCACCAUGCUUUAACUGCGAAACUGCUCCUCCUGUUCAACAACCAGGAAUUCUGUAUCAAUAGUUUUAAAGCUAUUAGUAAACCUAGUAGACUUACGCCUUUCAACGCUCACAUUUUAACGCCAGCUUAACUGUUCCACGUUCAAAAUGGUCUGGUA
This is a messenger RNA of Daphnia carinata, 1080 nucleotides long. RefSeq names its product trypsin-1-like. NCBI's taxonomy places the organism in Eukaryota, Metazoa, Arthropoda, Branchiopoda, Diplostraca, Daphniidae. The transcript has 6 exons. Gene Ontology annotation, biological process: proteolysis. The coding region runs from base 108 to 986 and encodes 292 amino acids. The record is from RefSeq and is a predicted model, not a curated record. Gene Ontology annotation, molecular function: serine-type endopeptidase activity.